Messenger RNA from Rhodamnia argentea, 1173 nucleotides. RefSeq names its product B-box zinc finger protein 24-like. Bases 220 to 927 code for a protein of 235 amino acids. Gene Ontology annotation, biological process: regulation of DNA-templated transcription; photomorphogenesis. The record is from RefSeq and is a predicted model, not a curated record. The transcript has 3 exons. Lineage: Eukaryota; Viridiplantae; Streptophyta; Magnoliopsida; Myrtales; Myrtaceae. Gene Ontology annotation, molecular function: zinc ion binding. Gene Ontology annotation, cellular component: nucleus.
UGCUUUAGGCAAAAUCCUUAAAGGAACCAACUUUCUGUUCUCUCUUCCUCUUCUUCUUCUUCUUCUUCUUCGAUCACUCGACACUGACCUGCGAUUGGUUCGUCACUGGAAUAGCGACCCUCUGAGCUUUUCCUCAGCUUCUGCUUCUUGGGUCGUCCUCGGCGGCGAGAAAUCGACCCGGUUUCUGGGGUUUCUCAAGGGAAAACGAGAAAUUCGACGAUGAAGAUACAGUGCGACGUGUGCGAGAGAGCCCAGGCGACGGUGAUCUGCUGUGCCGACGAGGCCGCGCUCUGCGCCAAGUGCGACGUCGAAGUCCACGCCGCGAACAAGCUCGCGAGCAAGCACCAGAGGCUCCUCCUUCACUCCCUCUCCACCAAGCUCCCUGUUUGCGACAUUUGCCAAGAGAAGGCAGCCUUCAUCUUUUGCGUGGAAGACAGAGCUCUCUUCUGCAAGGACUGCGACGAACCAAUUCAUCCCGCCGGAAGCCUGUCGGCUAAUCACCAGAGGUUACUGGCAACUGGCAUCAGAGUCGCUGUCAGCUCUAGCUGCACCAAAGAUGCUGAGAAGAUUCAAUCUGAGCCACCGAGCCGGAAUGCACCUCAUAUGUCGGUGAAAUCGCCCCAACAGCAAGCUUCCAGUUUCUCGCCUUCAUGGGGUGAUGUUGAUGAACUGCUACAGUUGCCAGAUUUUGAGUCCUCUGACAAGAAGGGACAGCUCGAGUUUGGUGAGCUAGAAUGGCUCGCGGAUAUGGGUCUCUUUGCUGAUCAGGUUCCUCAAGAAGCCCUAGCAGCAGCUGAAGUUCCUCAGCUCCCAUUGCCACCCUCGAGCAGCUACACGUCAUCCCGAACCACGAAAUCCCAGAUGCCUCAUAAGAAGCCAAGGAUUGAAUACGACGAGGAGUUUUUCACCGUUCCUGAUCUUGGCUGAUGAGAUGGACGCUGAUGCUGCACGGACGUUUGUAUGUAUCCACAUAUAUGCAUAGGCAUCUACUUCUUAUGUAAUGAAGGAACCUUACAGGGAGAAUCGUCUCAUGAUGCGGGAUUUACUGCAUCCUUUAAUAUUUUGGUCCGUCUUUUUUGUAAUAUCCUUUCUGUGAUAUAUUGAGACUACAAAUCAAAUGACCCCUUCCUUUGGAUUUUGAAAGUUGCUCGGUGUAAAUCUCACCCCUUAAAA